Messenger RNA from Aspergillus homomorphus CBS 101889, 1592 nucleotides. RefSeq lists its product as uncharacterized. Bases 173 to 1525 code for a protein of 450 amino acids. The record is from RefSeq and is a predicted model, not a curated record. The transcript is spliced from 2 exons. NCBI's taxonomy places the organism in Eukaryota, Fungi, Ascomycota, Eurotiomycetes, Eurotiales, Aspergillaceae.
CUCCCUUGGGUUGCUUGCACUACGACUUGGAACGGACCUUGCACAACGCCCAUCCAUUGCGACUCUCUUGGAAUUGAUUACAUCACGAAUCAACGAUCUUUCUCAGUGAAUUUGGAGUUGGGAUUGUUUGAGGAUAUUUAUCGUCACCUGGGAUACACGUAUCGCACUCAAAAUGGCGACAACACCACCACCGCCUUCCAGGCUACGGAUGCCUCCUACCCCUCGACAUGGUGCCAAAUAUGACGACUAUGAGCCUUAUUCCACGCGUUUUUCGGCCAGACUAGCUAGCCAGCGCUCAUCUAGGGAGUCUCAGACUACUCCCCCGCCCAGUUUCCCGUCUACGCGCGAAAGCUCGAAGUUGCCGAAGAAACAGCACGCACCUGAAUCAGCGACAUUAUCACCACCAGGCUCUGCGCAAAUCUCCCCUCGGAAGCAAAAGUCGGGCCGAUUUGCCGGAACACAUUCACUACAGUACUCUACUCUAGACGACGCUGACCCUUUCAACACCGAACCUUCUCACACUCAUCCCCCGCCGUUUCUUCGCCCCACACUCACCGAAGGGAUGCUUCCGACACCAGCCAAAACGCCGCGGAAGAAGGCUGUCGCUGAUGUUGGGAGUACGGCCAGAGUUCUCUUUCCCCCGCCUCCCAGCUCCAGCUCACGGCGGAAGUCUAAGAAACACACAGGCUUCUCGCUAGACAGCUUCACUGAAGAUCACGGCCAGAGCGGGACAGAGAUCAAGAUUUACACUGAUUCCCGCGACCGGGUUCCAGAGCUGGAUGAGAGUGAAGGCAACCCGUUCUACAAGAAGCCCAGUAGUAACACAAGCACCCGCACCUCUCGACGCAAAGAGAUGGCCCGUGACAAGGAAGUCAAUGAGUCGGUCAAGCGUGAAGACGGCAUGUUCUACGUCUUCCGCGGCAAGAAAUUGUUCCGCAAAUUCACAGAUGACGUUGAAAGUUGUGAUGAAGACGAUGACGAUGAUCUGGGUCUGCUAGCGGCCCGCCCAGAUCUCAUCGAUGAGUCUCUGACUGCAAGCCUUCGACCUCUCACACGCUCAUCGAUCAAGCCUCGCGUGCUCUUCCGCUCCGCGGCAUCUGAGGAGCAGCAAGAUAGCACGGGCGAUGCGGACGAAGAAGCAGCGACCGAUAUCGAUGAACAUGUGUUCGACACUGAGGCUGAGGAGACGGAGGACGCUGAUCUCGAUCAUGACAUAGUGCAGCGGCCAGUUACGCCUCCACUCAAGACUACCACAACAACACCCCCGUCUCCCGGCGGCACAGUACGCUCCCUGCGCACUCGAGGCAAACGAGAUGACACAGAGCAGGGCGAAACCCCGUCCACCUCGGGUCCCGAAACCAAGAGGAAGCGUGUUAAUCCUUUCGAUGGCUGGCUCCGAAGGAAGCAAACUCCCGCUGUGAUCGGAACUAAAGCUAAGAAGCGUGACGCGGACGCUGCUGCCAGUCCUGGUGGUCCGGCUCCGAAGAAAACCCGUGGCAAUCGCGCUACUGCGUCAAUAUCGUGACGAGGUGUCACAGGGUGACCGAUACAACGUUUCAGGAGCAGGCUCAACUUCCACUCAACCUUCUUAC